CAAUCCAUCAGCUGAUACACACAGAGGGGGGCGUGUCCACCGGGCAACUUUUUCUGGAGCUCGUAAAAAAGUUUGUGCGAGCGUCUGUCCGUCGUUAAGCAUGGCGGAGGUUACGAAGAAGCUCCUGGACUCGGUGGAGACCUGUGUGGAUGACAUGCUGGAGGGGCUGGUGGCGGUAAACCCGGGGUUACGCCUGUUGGCCGGCAACCGUGUGGUGUUACGUGAGGACUGGGAGGGGGUGAGAGCUAACAGGGUGGCUGUGGUGAGUGGAGGAGGGUCCGGACAUGAACCUGGCUAUCAUGGAUUUGUAGGGACUGGCCUGCUGACAGCGGCUGUUCCUGGGAACAUCUUUGCCUCACCUCCUCCGGAUGACGUGCUCGCUGCACUACGGGCUGUAACGGGACCAGCUGGAGCCAUCGUCCUAGUUACUAACUACACGGGAGACCGCCUGACGUUCGGGAUCGCGGUGGAGAGUGCUCGGGCGGAGGGACUGCAGGUGGAGAUGGUGUGUAUCGGGGAGGACUGUGCCGUCUCCAGUAAGGACAAAACUGCCGGGAGGAGGGGACUGGCAGGGACCGUGUUUGUUCAGAAGAUUGCAGGAGCUCUAUCUGAGGAAGGCAAAUCCUUGGAGGAAAUAGUGGAAGCAGUAAAAAGUGCAAUCGCCAGUAUGGGCACCAUGGGGGUCUGCCUGUCCCCUUGCAGUGUACCUGGAUCAGGGCCAAUGUUCCAGGUGCCACACGACACCAUUGAGCUGGGUCUAGGUGUUCACGGUGAGGCUGGAGUGGGAAGAAUGAAGAUGGAUACAGCUGAAAAAGUAGUGGAGACUGUCCUGACUCACAUGACCAACCCAGACAACACCAGCCGUAUUGAGGUGAAGAAAGGGGACAGUGUAGCUCUGCUGGUGAAUAACCUGGGAUCCACUGCUUACCUGGAGCUCUACAUCAUUGCCAGAGAUGCCAUCAAGUACCUGGAGGCCCGUGGUGUGUCUGUGGAGAGGAGUUACGUGGGUCCGUUCGUGACGUCGCAGGAGAUGGCCGGCAUGUCUCUGACCCUGCUGAGACUGGACGACACAAGGAGGCGCUGUCUUGAUGCGGCGACCACGGCCCAUGCCUGGUUCCCCACGUGUCCCUCCCCCAGUACCGGCACCCUGCGCACUACCAGGACUAGGGUACAGCUCUCCACUCACAGUCAGCAAGCAGCAACCACAGAUGCAGAUGCCACAAAGGUGGACAAGGAAACAGCACAGCAGAUUUUCUGUGUUGUGUCUGCUGUCUGCAACUCCCUGGUGGCAGCAGAGGAACAGCUGAACGACCUUGACCGAGCCUGUGGAGAUGGGGACUGUGGCAGCACGCUGGCCAAGGGAGCUAAAGCCAUCCUGUCAGCCUUGGGGCCAGCUGACUCCCCCGGCCUGUUCUGCCAGACUCCUGCUGUCCUGCUACAGGAGAUGGCCUCCAUCGUGGAGAAGAGCAUGGGGGGAGCAUCAGGAGGGCUGUACAGUCUGUUCCUGACCGCCGGGGCACCAUCUGUGAUGACAGCUGUCACUCCAGCCUGCUGGACGGCUGCUCUCAAGGCCGGGGUAGCCUCCAUCAUCAGGUACGGAGGGGCUGAUCCAGGUGACAGAACAAUGUUGGAUCCCCUUCAUUCAGCCACUGAAGUCCUGCAGGCUCUGCAAGUGGAGAGUGCUGAUACCAUGGCAACACUCAAGGAGGCUGUAGAAGCAGCAGAGAAUUCAGCACAGAGGACAGCUUCCAUGGCGGCGAGGGCUGGCCGUGCCAGUUACGUCAGCACGGAUCGCCUGACCCGGCCCGACCCAGGGGCACAGGCCGUGGCCAUCUGGAUGAGAGCUAUCUACACCACACUGGAAAAGUAGUUUUCACGAUUAGCUAAAAAUUAAUGACAUUGAUAAUCUAGACCGAGUAAGAAGAUAUUUUCGGAAACAAAAAUGCUGCAGGACAGUGAAUUGAAAAAAGUGUCAAAAGGCCAACAAGUACAUGUUGAAUGAAGUUAAAAUGUAAUGCUUGCUACUGUAAGCACGUCAGCAGAACGCACUGCACCUGCGCGAAACCCGUAAAUGUAUUGUACAUAGCACUUCGACAGAACGUCUCAUACAAGGUUGUACUAGCGCAUAUAAGAUCCCGUCUGUAGCUUCCAAAUGUUAUGUAGGAAAAGAUAUCCUUUGCAACAGGCAAAAUUCCGAUGCAACGUUGACCAAAAAUCCACCGAAAAUCGUGGAAAUACAGGGUUCUGCGCAGGCGCAGUACGUUCUGCCGACGUGCUGCUACUGUAACAAGUCUAUCUCAGUUGUG
Messenger RNA from Branchiostoma belcheri (Belcher's lancelet), 2306 nucleotides. Its product is annotated as triokinase/FMN cyclase-like. Gene Ontology annotation, cellular component: cytosol. NCBI's taxonomy places the organism in Eukaryota, Metazoa, Chordata, Leptocardii, Amphioxiformes, Branchiostomatidae. Gene Ontology annotation, biological process: glycerol catabolic process. The transcript is spliced from 17 exons. The record is from RefSeq and is a predicted model, not a curated record. Gene Ontology annotation, molecular function: ATP binding; glycerone kinase activity. Bases 101 to 1870 code for a protein of 589 amino acids.